This is a messenger RNA of Fusarium keratoplasticum, 1707 nucleotides long. RefSeq lists its product as uncharacterized. Gene Ontology annotation, molecular function: carbohydrate:proton symporter activity. Lineage: Eukaryota; Fungi; Ascomycota; Sordariomycetes; Hypocreales; Nectriaceae. The coding region runs from base 1 to 1707 and encodes 568 amino acids. The transcript is spliced from 7 exons. Gene Ontology annotation, biological process: carbohydrate transport; transmembrane transport. The record is from RefSeq and is a predicted model, not a curated record. Gene Ontology annotation, cellular component: membrane.
AUGACGGGAGAAGCCUUUUCUUCUUCUUCUUUUCUUCUGAUCUCUGUGCUCAACCAUCCCUCUCUUCCCUCCCCCUUCCUUUCUUAUACAAAGGGGUAUCUCUCUCUCUGCCUUGCUCGACAACCAAGGGGUUCCUGUUCCUGUCUUUUUACAAUACACAAGAUCCCAUAUACGAGUACAUCACAAGCCGUCAAGAUGGUCAGCAAGACAAGAACCUACAACUGGUUCAUUGCCAUGGUGGCAGCGUCCUGCAUGACGCUCUACGGCUUUGACUCCAGUGUUUUCAACGCUCUCCAAGCCUCUCAGCACUGGCUCGACUGGUUCAACCUCGACCUUAAGCGGGACAGCUACACUGUCGGCUUGAUCAACACGUGCUACACCAUCGGUGCUAUUGUUAGCGGCUUCUUCAUUGGUGGCCCCCUGGCCGAUCUCUGCGGUCGAAGGGCUGGCAUGGCUGUCGGAUGUUUCGUCACCAUCAUUGCCGCCUUCAUCCAGGCCUUUUCACCCAAGGGAAAGCUUGGCGUCUUCAUUCUCGGCCGAGUCCUCAUCGGCAUGGGCCAGGGCACAGCUCUGACUGCCGGUCCCGUCUACAUUGGCGAGGUGUCCCCCGCCAGCAUCCGAGGCCAGGUCAUGACCUUCUGGCAGCUCUUCUACUCUGUCGGUGCCUUCAUCGCCUACUGGAUCAACUACGCCUGCGGCCUCCACCGCGAGGAGCUCGGCGAGUGGGACUGGCGCAUGGUGGUCAUCUUCCAGAUCAUGGUCCCUAUCAUCGUCAUCGUCCUGCUGCCCUUCCAGCCCGAGUCCCCGCGAUGGCUCAUCAAGAAGGGCAAGAUCGACGACGCCCGCGCCGCCCUGCGACGGAUCCGUGAUACCGAGGAGGAGGUUGAGGAGGAAGUGCUGGCCAUCCUGGCUGCCAUCGAGUACGAGAAGGAGGCCAUCAGCCCUGGCUACGGUGCUCUGUUCAAGGAUCCUUCCAUCAGGAAGCGUCUCUACCUCGCCUUUGUCCUCAACGUCGGCCAGCAGCUCACUGGCCAGGGCACGCUCAACACCUACUCGACUUCCAUCUACAAGCAGGUCUGGACCUCUUCCGAGAAGAUCAACCUCAUCAACGCACUCUGGGCUACCAUGGGUAUUCUAUUCACCCUCAACGCCGUCUGGACUGCUGAUCGCUUCGGCCGCCGCUGGCUCUUCAUGGUCGGAGCUGCUGGUAUGGCCGUCUGCAUGCUCAUCGUCCCUGUCAUCGGUCUCGCGACUCCUACCCCCAAGUCGGAGCCAACUGCCAUUGGUAUCGUCGUGAUGCUGUACCUCUUCAUCUUCUUCUACAAGCCAUCUUGGGGCGCCGGUGUCUGGAUGUGGACCAGCGAAGUCUUCUCGGCCAACGUCCGAUCCCAGGCCGUCGGAAUGGCCUCGCAGUGCCAAAACGUCGCCAACACCAUCUUCCAGCAGUUCUUCCCCACCUUCCUCGCCAAGACGGGUCUCAAGUGCCUCUUCUUCUUCUUCGGCGUCAACAUCCUCCUCGGCAUCUUUGUCUUCUUCUUCAUCCCCGAGACAAAGGGCAUCGCCCUCGAGAACAUGGACGCCAUCUUUGGCGGAGCCGACCACACGGAGAAGGGAGCCCAGAUGAUCGGCGUCGAGGUGACUCCUGCCGUGGAGCUCAAGGAUGGAGCUGAGAUCCAGCAGGCUGAGAGGAAGCGCGAGGAUGUUUAA